This is a messenger RNA of Xylaria bambusicola, 2831 nucleotides long. RefSeq names its product nitrogen permease regulator of amino acid transport activity 3-domain-containing protein. Lineage: Eukaryota; Fungi; Ascomycota; Sordariomycetes; Xylariales; Xylariaceae. Bases 240 to 2798 code for a protein of 852 amino acids. Gene Ontology annotation, biological process: cellular response to amino acid starvation; negative regulation of TORC1 signaling; positive regulation of autophagy. Gene Ontology annotation, cellular component: GATOR1 complex. The record is from RefSeq and is a predicted model, not a curated record. The transcript is spliced from 3 exons.
CAAUCCCGCAACAACCACCAUUCGCUAAUGCCAUCUCAUUGCUCUUCGCAAAGCCAACAGCAUCCAAGGCGGGUUACAUAAAUUGGUAUUGCUUGCAUCAUGGCAUCCGAGACUACACACUACGUGUAAGUCUUCGUUCAGCCGACAUCGACUUCAGAAGUGGGCAAAGAGUGGGGUCGUAUGGCCGUGACGGCGCGACGAGCGUGACCUGUUUGAGAUCUCAUGCCAACACCCGGAACAUGGCAUCAACACCCGUCCUUCCCAACGCCUCCAACGUGCUUGGCGUUGCUCUAGUCGUCAACCGCUCGCGCGAUGGGCCGCGCUUCGUGUUCCAUUAUCCCCCGCGCAUCCAGUAUAGCAAGAAGCAGCGUGCUCCACCCGCACGGGAGUCUGCCGAGGAUGAGCUGGACGAUGACGACGAGCUACUCCUAGACCAGCAGUUCUCCCCUUUCGAGGGUACGUCAGGGUCGUUGCCUAACAUUGCCGGUCUGCGGUUCUGGAACCACGAUGACCACAUUGAAACAGAGAGCGGUUCGCACAUUGUGCCCUGGGAGCACGUCGCUGGUUAUCCAACCAGAGACCUCGAGAGUCUAUUAACGCCGUCGCGUGCUUUUCAUAAGCGGCUCUUUCAAGUCUCAUUAGACCAGUUGUGCUUUGUGUCUUCUCCCGUAUUCGUCCAUGAGAGUGGUGUUUGGCGUAAGAAGAAGCGUCAGCCCAAGAACCGACCUCCCAAAUCGCCUGAAAAUGGCGUUGAGUCCAGCGCGCCUAGAGACGGCCAAUCUCCCAUGAUGUUGGCUCCUGACAUGGCGCCAAAUGAGAGCGAUGACCUGCUAACAGCCGAUGAUACCAUUGCCGGCAACAAUGGUAAUGGGAUCGGCGCCGACGAGGCCGAGGAGAAGAAGAGCGGAAUGACCAUGUUCAACCUGGUAUUCAUCUUGAAACCAAAUAAACAUGAGGCCAAGGAGCUGGCCGAGACGUUAUACGCACACAUCAUCAGGAAGAUCAACAAGCUAUUCAAAUAUAGCCAGCAGAAGACUGAUUUUGUAUGGAAGGAGUCAAAGCGCAUCCUAACUCUCAAAGAUAAGAAUCGCGAAGAAAAAACCAGGAUGAGCGUGCUAUGGAAGGAGAUCCUCGAGGUCUCGUCUCUCGCGGCUUGCGUACAAGAUAUCUACGAGGCCGUAUCGCAAAACAAGAUUGCCGCCCUACAGCUCGAUACCCCCGAGGGCACCAUCACGCACUCAGUACAGAUAUCCGUCCCCUUUUACUUAACAGACCUCCCGCCCGAGGAAGAAGCCGCUAGCACACGCGGCCUCUGGAUCACGACGGCCAACUACUUCGUGGAGGAGGACAGUCUGCAGGAUCCGUCUUUCCUUGAUAAGCAUUUCGGUCUGCUGCUUAUGAGCGAGGAGAAAAAGAUCAUUGCCGAACUCCAAGCCGAUGCUGAUGAAGCCACGGCUGCUAUGGUUGAAUUUGUACGGCUCUCAAAGCCAACCAUGUCAUUCCAUCAAAUAAGCCAAGGCAGCGGCCUUUCACCAGCUCAAGUUCGGAAAUUCGCCCACCAUUUCAUCUUCUGGCGGCGCGGAAUCGCGAUUCCACCUCUACAUGCACGGGAUGUAUACAUAUUAUCACCCAACGCUGAUAUGAGCCUUCUUCCUCGCGCCAGCCAAGCCUGGGCCCGCGCGUUUCCUCUCGCGCCGCACCUAGCCGACUUUCUCGCUGAGUUGUCGGCGGCCCCGCGCCCCUACAAAUGGUUCUGCCCAUCCAAGAACCACCGUCCUACAUAUCUUCAGAUGUUGGCAUGGCUAAUGCGCGGCGGAUGGGUGACGCAGCUCUGCACCUUCGCGUACGUCGUAGUGUGGCCCGAGAUCCUUUACGAGGUCGAAUACGAGCUCGAGGCCGAAGAGCUGAGAAUGCUCCAGGAAGAGGCGGCGAACAAAAGAGAGAGAGAAAAAGAGAAGAAAAGGCAAGCUGAGAAAGAACAGCAGUCAAACAACACCGAUCACGUUGAUGAAAAGGGGAAAGAGAAAGAGAAAGACGACGAGCAACACGAGUCCGAUAAUAGUCAUAGUCAUCGUCGCUUCUUGAAUUAUCGUCCAUCGUCACCAGCCGGAUCCUCAUCCACGGUACGCGGAAUAGGCAACAUAUCGCUCUCGGGAUCCACCACGACCCUCGACCUCCUAGCCGGCUCAACAGCAAGUCUAUCAACGGCCGAAGGCCCAACAUCCUCCACAACACACCUUCCCCAAUCCCCUUCCUCAGAAGCCUUUCCCUCGCAUCACACGAGCCCAUCUCCGUCCGAGACGCCCUCAGCAUCCGCCUCGCCCCCAACGGAGUCGCAAACCCAAGGCGAGCGCAUCGCCCUCGCGGCGCGUCUCUCCCGGAUCGCAGACAAAGAAGCCCAAGCAGCCUACGAGCGGAGCGCAGCAUUCAGCCGCAAGCCCUUACCUACGUCAACCCCGCACCCAUCGACGAACACGGCGGCACAUCUAUCCCAUCUCUCACCUUACAUCAUCGUCGACGCGCGGCGCGCGACAGGGAAAGACAGUCUCUAUCUCUCCGCCAUCGGCCGACGAUUCACGGAUCCAAAGGUCCGCGCCGCGUGGCCCGUGUUCUGGAAGUACUUCAACGGACAUGCUGCUCUGGAACGGGUUAUUCUGGGUCUUGCUACUGGCGAUGGUGAUGGUGGUGGAAAUACAGGAGGAGGAGGGAGUGAUAAGAUGAAGAUCAAGAAGCGCAAGGAAGCCUGGGCGCUCAUGACGGCUAUGAGCGAGCAUUUGAUUUGCAUUCGGCAUUUUUAACAGAAUAUCUAGAGAGAGAGAGAGAGAGAGAGA